Molecule: messenger RNA, 1497 nt
Organism: Colletotrichum graminicola M1.001
Lineage: Eukaryota; Fungi; Ascomycota; Sordariomycetes; Glomerellales; Glomerellaceae
Product: AMP-binding enzyme
Exons: 1
Coding region: 1-1497 (498 amino acids)
Source: RefSeq, a predicted model, not a curated record
AUGGCUCAUCUCACUCCGGACCCAGUGCUGCUUCAUGCACGUUUACGGCCGACCGGUUUGGCCUGCAUCGACCUGGCAACCAACCGCAGAUGGACGUAUUUGGAACUCGAUGCCGACAUUCAGCGCGCGGCCUCCGUAUUGUGCGGACAAGGGGUUCAGACCGGCGAUAGAGUGGCGACCAUCUCAGCCAACAGCGUCCAUCAGAUCAUUUUACAGCAAGCACUCAUGAGGCUGGGAGCAAUCUUCGUUCCACUCAACUGGCGUCUUGCUCAAGCCGAACUCACAAAGCUGUUGGUGGAUUGCGCCCCGGCCAUUCUCUUCACGGAUCUUGUCCCGCCAGAACUGCCUCUCGGCUGCCAGCACAUUGGCUUUUCAAAUUUGUUUGCAGCUGUGGAUGCUGCAGAACAAGCGCCUCGCUUGGAUGCAAGGCCCGCGGACGAGACGUGCGUUGUUCUCUACACGUCGGGGACGUCCGGGGCACCCAAAGGUGUCAUGUUGAACGCCCGGUGUAUCUUGGCAACGACAAUCAACUUCAGCAUUCUGGCAGAGGUCGACACCGGGAGCGUCUUCCUCUGCGACGGGCCCAUGUUCCAUUUCAUGGGUCUUAUUGCUCAGAUCUGGCCACCUCUAAUGCGAGGCGGUACAAUCGUUGUGUCUCCCAAGUUCAAUGCCGACCUUACCAAUGCUCGUCUUGGCGAUGCAUGUCUGCAAGUUACGCAUUACUUUUGCGUACCUCAAAUGGCCGAGGCCCUUGCCCGCGCACCCAAUUUCAACACGACAGAGUGGCUCACUCUCAAGGCGCUUUUUACGGGCGGAGCCCCCAACCCCCCAGCUCGUAUCAAAUGGUGGCUGAGCCGUGGAAUCCGCAUGGUCGAUGGGUACGGUUCGACCGAAGUGGGCACAGUCUCUGGCAUGCCACACUGCCCAGAGCUCAUCGACGUCAAGGCGGGCUCUGUGGGCCUCCCGGGCCCGUUGACGGCAGUCCGGGUGGUAGACGAACGGGACAAGGAUGUUCCAGUCGGUGCACCGGGGGAGAUCAUUGUGUCUGGUCCGAGCGUCACUCCGGGGUAUUGGAAUCGGCCAGAAGAGAACCUUGCCGCUUUCACGGGAGACGGGUGGUUCCGCACUGGUGACAUCGGGCGGGUCGACGAGGACGGGUACGUCUUUUUGAUUGACAGACGUAAAAACAUGUUCAUCUCGGGGGGAGAAAACGUGUACCCUGCCGAAGUCGAGGCCGCGAUGGCUGAGCACCCUGGCGUGGUCGGUGUUGCAGUUAUCGGUGUGCCGGAUCAGCUCUGGGGCGAAGCCGGGCGCGCAUUCAUAAUUGCGGCGCCCGGCACUCAGCUUACCCAUGAAGACAUGAUUGAACAUUGCCGUUCACGAAUUGCCCGGUAUAAGGUGCCAAGAGAGAUUAUUCUUGUUGAACAAUUCCCUCGAACAGGGUCGGGCAAGGUUCAAAAGCAUCUUCUGACAGAGGACUCUGUAGCAAGAUUGUAG